This is a messenger RNA of Pezoporus occidentalis (night parrot), 5119 nucleotides long. RefSeq names its product solute carrier family 6 member 4 (gene SLC6A4). The record is from RefSeq and is a predicted model, not a curated record. Gene Ontology annotation, molecular function: serotonin:sodium:chloride symporter activity; serotonin binding. Gene Ontology annotation, cellular component: plasma membrane; neuron projection. Lineage: Eukaryota; Metazoa; Chordata; Aves; Psittaciformes; Psittacidae. Bases 1106 to 3118 code for a protein of 670 amino acids. The transcript has 14 exons. Gene Ontology annotation, biological process: sodium ion transmembrane transport; serotonin uptake.
GCCAGGCAUUCACCAGGGAAGGUCCAGGCACCUGGACCUCAUCUUCUGGUGCUAUCGAUGACUGAAUUGAUGGUAGUUUUCUCAGAGAGCACUUUGUAAACCUGGCAUUAAGCAAGUGUCUGUUGUGGUCCAUUUUCUAAUUGGACAGGGUGUGCUGAAUCGCAAAUGGUUAUAUAAAUUAAGAAAAACUGCCCUAAAACUGGAAUUUAAUAACCCCCCUAAAUUAUUCCCACACAAGGAAACUCACGGUGUGUAUUUAAGCUCUUUCCUGCUUUCCCCCAUGGAAAUAAAACCCAGCCAGUUUUCAUUAGGAAUUAAGAGCCUAAAGAAAUGUUAAUUCUGUAUCCUGUUGUCCUUUGUGAUGCUGGUGUUUUAACUCUGUUCCAAAACUGUGUAUCUGCAGCUCUGUUGAUCUGGCAAUCUGUAUCAUAGAUUUUACACAACAUAACGAAGCCUGUCUGUGGCACAAGUGUUUCAUAAAGAACUUGGAGCCUGUAUAAAGGGGCUGUAAUUUAGAGAUAGCUGUUAACAAAUCUCCUUCAAAGAAACAUUAUCUGGAAACAAUGGUGACUGUUUCUUUACUUCCUUUAGGUCAAAACAUUACAAACAAGUACAUGCAUGCAGCCAGGCUUUGACUUCCAUCUGCAAACAGGUCUCUCACUUCAAACACCAUGCCUGUUAAUUUGCCUGUGCAGAGUUCCAUUAAGGAACUCUGCUCUAUUUGGUGAUAUUUGCUCUGUUAUGACUUUUCCUUCAAGUUUAUAUAAAUAAUUUGAGGAAGAAUACAAAGGGAAUAGCAUUCCCUCUGCGCUUAUCUGUUUCCUUGCACUACAUGUAGCCACUCGAGCCACAAAAUGCAUUUUCUCCCCCUCCUCCCUGUUUUUAAAUGUCAUCCAUCUGGCAGCAUUCCCACUACAACACAGCAUCUGUCUUCUCAACACAUUUUUAAAGAUGGUGUUUGUGCCUUCAAUGUGAUGGAUUUAAAUAUGGAAGAGGAGUUCUAAAAGUGCUGGGAAUAGGCUGGGAAUAAAAGUGUGGGAAGACAAGCCACAAGGGGACUCUGCUGCUGUCUGUGUGCAAGUGAUUGGAACAAAUCCUGGUGAAAAUGGAAAAAAAGGCAACGGGGAAAGAGACUGAGCCACUGACUUGCAAGAAAGAUGCCUCAGACUGUAACAAAGGAGAAGACUGUAAAGAGAAUGGACUUCUGGUCAGGAACCCUAAAUCUGCCCUGCGGCUGGUGGAGGAUGGCAACAAAGUCCAUCCCAGCCAGGGCGACAAAGGGCAGGCAGCUCAGAUCUCAAAUGGUUAUUCAGGGGGGCAGAGCUCCGCUCCCUGCAACGGCAUGGGAGAGGCAGAGGAUGCCCAGUGCACUGCCCCAGCAGCCACCACCACCACUACAACCACCACUUCCACCACCUGCGGAGCAGAAGGCCAGCAGCAGCUGAUGGAGUUGGAAGACAGAGAGACCUGGAGUAAAAAAAUUGACUUUCUGCUCUCUGUCAUUGGCUAUGCAGUGGAUCUGGGGAAUGUGUGGAGAUUUCCGUAUAUAUGCUAUCAGAACGGAGGAGGGGCAUUCCUCAUUCCUUACACAAUUAUGGCCAUCUUUGGAGGGAUUCCUCUCUUCUAUAUGGAACUAGCACUAGGACAGUACCACAGGAAUGGGUGUAUUUCAAUUUGGAGAAAAAUAUGUCCUAUAUUCAAAGGAAUUGGCUUUGCCAUCUGUAUAAUAGACCUUUACGUAGCCUCCUAUUACAACACCAUUAUGGCUUGGGCCUUUUACUACCUCAUCUCCUCCUUCACGACGGAGCUGCCAUGGACUAGCUGCACAAAUGCCUGGAACACAGGCAACUGCACAAACUACUUCAGCAAGGAUAAUGUCAGCUGGUCCCCACACUCCAUCUCUCCUGCAGAAGAAUUUUAUACACGCCGAGUUCUACAGGUGCACAGGUCUGAUGGGCUGGAUGACCUGGGAGGCAUUAGCUGGCAAUUGAGCCUCUGUUUAUUGCUAAUCUUCACCAUUGUAUACUUCAGCAUCUGGAAAGGGGUCAAAACAUCUGGCAAGGUGGUGUGGGUAACUGCCACAUUCCCUUACAUCAUACUCUUUAUCCUGCUUGUGAGAGGUGCAACAUUGCCCGGGGCUUGGAGAGGAGUCCUCUACUACUUGAAACCUGACUGGCAGAAACUCCUGGCCACUGAGGUUUGGGUGGAUGCAGCAGCUCAGAUUUUUUUCUCCCUUGGUCCAGGUUUUGGGGUCCUAUUGGCUUACGCCAGCUACAACAAGUUCCAUAACAACUGCUACCAAGAUGCUCUGGUUACCAGCACUGUGAACUGUGUGACUAGUUUUGUGUCUGGAUUUGUCAUUUUCACCGUGCUGGGAUACAUGGCCGAGAUGAGGAAUGAAGAUGUAUCAGAGGUUGCCAAAGAUACUGGACCCAGCCUCCUCUUCAUCACGUACGCUGAGGCCAUUGCAAAUAUGCCUGCUUCCACCUUCUUUGCCAUCAUCUUCUUCCUGAUGUUGCUCACACUGGGAUUAGACAGCACGUUUGCAGGACUAGAGGGAGUGAUUACUGGAGUCCUGGAUGAAUUCCCGCAUGUCUGGAGCAAGCGCAGGGAACUGUUUGUCCUUGGUCUGAUCAUCAUUUGCUUCCUGGGGUCAUUAGCAACCCUGACAUUUGGAGGUGCAUACGUGGUAAAGCUGUUUGAGGAAUACGCCACGGGGCCGGCUGUCCUAACCGUCGUGUUUCUGGAAGCGGUCGCUGUGUCCUGGUUCUAUGGCAUCACCCAGUUUUGCAAUGACGUGAAAGAAAUGCUAGGCUCUGCCCCAGGCUGGUACUGGCGAGUUUGCUGGGUAGCAAUUAGUCCCAUCUUCCUUUUGUUUGUCACUUGCAGCUUCCUGUCCAACCCUCCUGAGCUACGGCUUUUUGAUUAUAACUAUCCCUACUGGACCACAGUAGUGGGUUAUUGCAUAGGAACCUCUUCCGUCAUCUUCAUUCCGAUCUACAUGGUCUAUCGGUUGGUCAUCACACCAGGAACAUUUAAGGAGCGUAUUCUGAAAAGCAUUACUCCAGAAACAGCUACAGAAAUUCCUUUUGGAGACAUCCGCAUGAAUGCAGUAUAAGCUAACCUGGGGGGAGCACAAAAUGUGACUUUCCUCAUCCUCUCCCCCACCCCCCCAAAGAAUUCAGUUUCCAGAUAAGACAAGAAAUGGAGGAGUUUUCCACGGAGAUGGCAUCACUGACAACAAGCAUCUGGAAACACAGUGCCUCCAGCACAUAUAUCCAAGCAAUUCAAUGAAAUCUCCAGUGCACUUCUAACCAGCCUGCAUUGACAGAGAGCCAACGCAUACUGGGAACACACGGCUGUCUGUGUGCAUGAGAAUACCACUACUCCAUGCUCUGGGGCUGUCAGAAAGUGUGCAUGGCUGAGUAAGCCACUAAAGGACAAGUAUCAGCGGGUAGGAUUAGGUGUAGAAUCCCAAGUCUGUGGCAGUGCUCCUGUAUCUUUCUCAAUGUGAUCGUUUGUACUGGGCAAUGUCGUAUUCGCUUUUAAGGUUCUAAUUGCUUAAACUACAUUGAAAAAUACAAAGAUAUUUCUGAUAGCCAUAAAUGUAUGACUCAAGUAACACAGGGUUUUAUAAACUAGCCAAAAAAAGUAGCAUACCCAUAGGUUUGUAGUGCAGUAGAGAGGAAGAGGAAACCGAGGAUUCUGAGCAGCACCAUAUGCAGCUCUGCGUACAUCAGCACACACGGUUGGUGGCAUUAUCCUCCUUCUCAUUACCAGUGUCUGUUCUUCCUUGUGCAGUAAGCACUGCAAAAGCAUUCUUUGUAAUGUGGUAUGCUUCACUUUGCUUUAGACCCAAUCAAGCCACAAAAACUCACCAUGGGUUACUUCACCCAACACACCCAAAGAAACUACAGGCCAAGAGUGAGCAUUUUUGAGUUCCGAUGCCAAAAAGUGUAAUCUUAAAGAUCUGCCUCCCUGCUUUGCUUAGUUUUGUUUUGUUCUGCAUUUUUAGUUUGUUUUUAAUUUAUUUCACACCUCCAAUUUGCUGGAGCCUGUGGCUCUUUCUACUCCUUCCUCAUACAGAACUGAAGUUUAGAAUACUCCUGUUGGCUAGCUGACUAUAGUACAUUUAACAAGCUACACAAACCUACUUUGAAGAUUUAUUAGCUCAUAUUCUAAUGUGAUCACAUUUGGGUUUCAUCCUCAAGAAGAAAAGGAGGUGAAUUUUGUUUUAACAAGAAGCUGGGUAGAGUUCAGCGGGACUGAUUCUCAUCAGAACUAUUUCUAUUACAUUUUGAGGCAGUAAUACACGAAUUAACUUUCAGGCACAUACAAACCUCUCUAUAUCAGAUGCACGCACUCCAGAUGUAACUGUCCUUCAGGCUGACUGCAACUGCCAAGUCAGCUGGAGGACAGCACUUCUGCUGCAGGUACAUGAGAGUUUAGGUAAACCCAAGUAAGCAUCAUUUAUCUAAAAACCUGCAUUCUAUUUUCACUCUACCAUUGAGAUAUAACAAGUAAAAUAAAAUAGAGGAUAAAAGUCUCUUUUGUACCUCGUGGCCUACUUGGGUAAGAACUAAGGUUAUAUAUACAUUCAUAGCCACAGGUAUUAAGAGACUUGUUGAAGAGUUACAUCAGUACAAAGUACUCGCCACGUCAGAAGAAAGCAGUGAUGGAGUCUUCGUCUUCUGAAACAUUUUCAUUGCUUCCACCAAGGUUUGUCUCCUCAGGUGUGCAGACACCUCCUGGAGGAAGCUCUUACACUUCAGCUGCUGACUUGAGUUCACUUAACUUUAGGUCUGGAGCCCAACCUCCAAUGAGGGAAUAAAUAACUUCAAGGGACAAGGAUUGUUCUUUUGGAGCUAAAAACAAAAGGCACCUGAACUAUUUUUAAGAAGGGAGCAUGUUCUUUCACUGCCAACAGGAAAACAAUAGAUGUGUCUUACUGUACAGUUACAGGAAAUACUUUUGUAGCUUAUCCCUCAAGUAUAUCGGAAAGCCGUUUCCAAAUCUGACUCCAUUUUAAGGACAACAGGAACAGUUUGGGAAUUAUUUUAAUAUUAGAAUGCCAUUUAAUUAUUAAGUUACCAAUCAGGAAAAUUACUCUUGUAAUUUU